AUGUCAAGAUCGGGAAGAGGAAGCCCCGUGAAGGUGGUCAUCAUCAACACGGAGUAUAUUGAAACCGACGCCAUGAGCUUUAAGUCUGUUGUUCAACGUCUCACGGGCAAAGAUUCCUCUGUUGAUCAAUCUCCUAACAACAACCGGUUAUCACACGAUGCUACUGGUGGUCGUCGUGGUGGUGUAAAUUCGCCGAUGUUGAAGAAAGGGAUGUCGUUUAGAGACCUUGAUAAGUUGCUAUUGGAGCUGCCUAGCAUGGAUGAUAUUUAUCAAUUUUGUGCGGACAAUUAA
This is a messenger RNA of Erigeron canadensis, 291 nucleotides long. Its product is annotated as VQ motif-containing protein 10-like. The coding region runs from base 1 to 291 and encodes 96 amino acids. The record is from RefSeq and is a predicted model, not a curated record. The transcript has a single exon. Lineage: Eukaryota; Viridiplantae; Streptophyta; Magnoliopsida; Asterales; Asteraceae.